This is a messenger RNA of Conger conger (European conger), 6625 nucleotides long. It is a transcript of the gene fndc5b, whose product is annotated as fibronectin type III domain containing 5b. Gene Ontology annotation, molecular function: protein binding. The transcript has 6 exons. The coding region runs from base 259 to 873 and encodes 204 amino acids. Lineage: Eukaryota; Metazoa; Chordata; Actinopteri; Anguilliformes; Congridae. The record is from RefSeq and is a predicted model, not a curated record.
GCAGUGUGAAAAAAGGACAGGAAACUGUUCGGCGCGUAAUUGUCGAAUGUGAGUCUCGUUGCGCUGUGCAAGGUUUUGAAAGCCCUGCUGUUGCAUUUCUGCGGCAACUCCAUGAGUUGAGAUUGAAAGCCGUUUCGGACGAGGCAAGAAUACGAGGGAAGAACACAUCGCUGUGAAUGCUGACUGCAUGCUACAUACACUAUUCAGGGUAAAUGGGAUUUCACGUUCACCAAGCAGUAUGUAAAGAUUGGUUGAAGGAUGGAGAAAACAGUUUUAUCUGCUACGCUGCUGGUCCUGAGCUGUCUCGGUGUAUCUUUGGUUCAUGCGGACAGUCUGUCAGCUCCUCUCAAUGUGACGAUCAAGGAGCUUAAGGUGAACUCUGCGGUGGUGACGUGGGACAUCUUCGAAGGGGACCCCGUCAUUGGAUUUGCCAUUACUCAGCAGAAGAAGGACGUCCACAUGCUGCGCUUCAUCCAGGAAGUGAACACCACAACCCGCUCCUGUGCAUUAUGGGAACUGGAGGAGGACACAGAGUACAUUGUGCAUGUGCAGUCUAUCAGCCUGAGUGGCUCCAGCCCUCCCAGUGAGCCUGUGCGCUUCCGCACCCCAAAGGAGGCUGAGAAACUGGCCUCCAACAGUGCAGACGAGGUGACCAUACAGCAGGUGGGCCAGAGCGCCCAGCUGCGAGCAGGGGAACUGAUCAUCAUCGUGGUGGUGCUAAUCAUGUGGGCAGGUGUGAUCGCUCUAUUCUGCCGCCAGUAUGACAUCAUAAAAGACAACGAACCAAACAACAACAAGGAUAAAGCCAAGAACUCGUCCGAGUGUAGUACUCCAGAGCACCCAACGGGGGGGCUGUUGCGCAGCAAGGUCUAAUCAACCAGCCCCCCCAACCGCCAACCCUCAGCCCCGAGCAGCUUCCCAAGAGCUGCCAUACUGCCCAUAUUCAUGCAAAGGGAUUCCACAUCAUCAGAGAUUCCAAAUCAAGGGGAAAACCAAACACAUGGCAUUCUGGGAAGAGAAAUAAUGGGAGUGUUCUCUCAGCCCCGCUGUCCCAGCCCACCCCCUCCUGCCUCGCAGGCCGUGGCCUGAGCAGGGAGCUCCUGUGGGUACACAGCAUCUAUGGCGAUGCUGAGUAGGACCUGUGGGACUCUUCUUAGUGAAAAGUCCUUCUGCGGGGCCAAACCGCCACCCAGAGUGCACCUCUCUUCUCCAGUGCACCAGCGCAGAUAAGGUGAAAUCUGUCAGCCAUGAAGAAGUAGGCAAUGAAUACACUGAUGUGGGGAGGAAAGGAACAUUUUUCCCAGCUUUCUCUUCUUAUCAGUAAGCGAGGACUUCCACUUCUCACUGCCGCUGCCUUCUCCACUUUUUAACUUCUGCUUUGUUGAGGUGGGAGAGAGUUACUUCGAAUUAUCCAUUUUCUGUUUAGAUUUUUUAUAACUCUCUCUCUCUCUCUCUGACAUUCUACUCUUUUUCUCCUCUUUACGCUGGUCAUCCUUUCUCUCUUGUCUCUUUUUCAUAGCUACAUUUAUGAAUGGCGUUAGUCUGAACCUCAUUAGACAAGUACCGUUAUUUGAAUGAAAGCUAUUUAAACUGGCUGUAAAGUUUCUACAUUCUGAAAUUAUAUCCUGAAACCACUGAAUAGUCAGAUCUCUUCAGUAUAAGAGAUGUCUGUUAUCAAUGAGCACAUAACACAGAUUUCUUCCUUAAACAAUAUUAUUUAUUUUAGAUCAUUUUAUGAUGAUUAUGGUUCUGGUUCUGAUUGAUUAUGAUAACAAAAACUAUUACUGUCAUUGUUAGUAUUAGUAAUAGUAGUUUAAGUAGUAGCAACACAGUAUUAUUUUGGUCAGUUUGAAUACUUCAUUUUUCAGAAACAACGGCUGCUAAUACAGUAGUUGGUGAAAAACAUUCAAAUGUCUGCCAUCUCUGCAUUUUCCCCCACUUAAUGCUUCAUCUGUUUUCUUCAUUCUGUCAUAAGAAAGCCAGUCUGUGAAGGUUUGUGAUCUGUCAAAUUUAGACAUUUCUCUAAAAGGCGUUUGUAAACUAUGUAAUACCUUCAAAUCAAAUCUCCAAUAUUACCCUGAGAAGAGACUUACUCAGUUUUGUAGAUAUUUUUGUAGCGGGGGUCAGCAUUGUUCUUCUUGGCAGAGCAGAGUUGACCAUUGUUGUGACCUUAGUCAAUGUGUACGUCUUUAGUUCCGACAAGUUGACCAAUGAGUGACAAUGGCGAGGAACAACUAUUCAAGAUAAAAUGGAGUCCAGUGGUCUAAGCUGACGUUUUAAACAGCCAUUUUCAUUGAUUCAACAAGAUUUCGGUUAACAGCAAUAAGCCCAAUGUCAAAGCCAAGGGACAUGAUUCACAAGGCCAGACAGCUCAGGCUCUCCAUUGACAGGCAGAGCACAUGGAGGAACUCCCCUCUCAUCAAAAGUUCAUUCCAUCGCAAGCUUUGUCUGAUCAAGAGCCCUGUCAUCUUAGCCCCGUACUGCCAGUGGUGCUGCCCGAGUUGGCAGGCUGGUUAAUAACCUCACUGCUAAGGACACAAGCUGUAACACUGAAAUCAACUCACUGAGAUAAUGAACAGUGGAAUGACCUUGGUUUGAAACUGUGAAACUGUGUAGAGGAAACUUUUCUUUCAUACAAAAGACUUUUACAAUUGAAACAAACUGCACAAAUGAAAGUGAAGUUGUGUGUAAUUGGUCUGUACAGCACAUACUGGUGUGGUCAGCUGUGACUUCAGGUUGAACCAGUCUGGUUCCAGCUCAGCAGUGGUAGAGUGACCAGAGUCUCAGUGGACCAAUAUGUCAACACAACAGAGUGAACGCCUCAACGCUUCUCAAAAAGCAGUUUUCCUGCCCAGCUGUAAUUUCUUCUCUGAACCGAUCUGAAAAGUGUAACACAUGCCCUUUGACUUUUUGACUUUUUGGGAAAAGCACCACCCUCCAUGCCAUUGUACCAUCAUCUCCAAGAGGCAGCAGGAUGUCUGUUGUCGCUUUACCAUCGCCAGCGGUUUUUCUGUCCACCAGGCCACCAACUCCCUUUGCCUUUUUGUCAUUGGUGGCCCUCCUCUCCAUCACCAGACAGGAGGUGAGUGAAUUAAGAGGAAGCACAGAGCAGGCAAGCUCUGUCCCUCUAUCGCCCUCUACAGCACAGUGGCUCGAUUGCACCUUUCCCUUCCGCCAGGACCAGAAAUUGGGCUUUCAUUGGGUCAUCUGUUGGGCUUUCAACAUGUAGCAGGGCAGAUACUUUCCUCAGCCUUGCUCUAUGGAUCAUGGGCCCUGUUCGUGUAUAUGAAUAUGACAAAGCCAAAAGUCUGGAAUACUGUAAAACUGCCUUAAAUUCCAGGCAGGGGUUUGUUAUUAGUUCUGUCUCUUGACAAGGGAUUUUUCCUUUUUUAGGUCCAAUAACCAGUUGCUGAUGUGUAUGUGGAGCGGUUGGUUGAAAAUUGUGUGAUAUUACAGACUUUAAUUUGUAUUAUUGUAUUAAUUUACAUUGCUGCAUUCUUUUGUCUCAUCUGUAGAAACUAAAAGGCCUACAUUUGGUUGUGAAGAUAUUAUGGACAAAUUUAGUGAAAGCAGUAUUAGCACUGGGGCUCUCCUGAUCUCAAUGAUGGUUGUCAACAGUUUUCUGCUAUUAUAUUUGGUUCCAUCGUAAUCCUGGCAAUCUGUACUUAUGAAUAGUUUUAGUGUUGUUCAAAUCAAAAUGAAAGCCAGCUUGCUAAAGUUUCAGAUAAGCUUGACAUUUUUUUAAAUAAAAAAAGGCCAACACCCCUGGUGAGAUGUAUAACAAGUAGGUAUACAGUAUAUGGUAUCUGCAUAUGGUAUUUGCAUAUUUACAAAGCAACAUUUAAGGUAUUCAAAAGGAAUUCAGAAGAUAAAAUGUAGAAGGAAUUUUGAUUUGAACAAAGAGGCUUCCCUGAAAUAUUAUUCCAGGGCUACUCAUUACAGAGUAGUGACCUCAGCUGCUGUAUUGUUGGGGGAGUAUCGGUUAUCCUCAGUGCCAGUGUACAGUAUUUACUUCAAAAAAGGAAAUGAAAAUUGAAAUACAGGAGAAGUAAUGGAUGUUUGAUUCAUUAAAAACUUUGAGGACUGCUAUCAGGGCCUUUGAUUUUCCAUCCUCCAUUCAUGUCCUUACUGGCAAUAGAUCGCUUGACCCUGAGGGCAGAUUUCAGAUGCUUACCGACUUAUCGUGGAAAACAUCAAAUUAAUUUGUGGCCCUGACAGGAUAUAAAUGUAAAAUGUUAACUCCCAGGCAAAGCACUUAUCAUUUUACAGAUAACAGCCCGAGGUUUCCUUUACUCGUGUCUAUGUUUCGUCCCUGUCACACACUCCCGGUGUGAACCACACAUUUCUGUUUUAAUGACUGAUAAUUAACCUUGGCUGCAGGGACAACAGCAGGCAGUGGAAUGACAAAUAGGCAAUAUCAAUAUUCCACUCGUGUUACUUAUUUAAGGAAGCGAAGGGAGAAAGAAGAGAAGGGUGCCAGCAGAAUGAUGGCUGAUGUUUACAUUUUUUUUUUCUUUCUUACUUUCAGUUUCCCUCCCUCUUUGUCUCCAUUCUUCACUACCUCCCAAAAACAGUUUGAGGGAGAGACGGACUUUUACCAUCAGUCACCUCAACUGCUAUAGAGCAGAGGGAGGGAAAUGCAUUUGAUUGAUAUGUAUGCUCCAGUCAGACUUGUGCAGCACAAUGAGUUUAUUUUCUGCCACAUUAAAACUUAUAAAUGUUAUAUAAACUAAUAAACUGUGUAAAGCAUUCCUGAAUGACAGAAACUGUCUGAGCUUGAAACCAGUAGUGCAGUGGCCUUUCACUCGAUCAAUGCUUGCCUUCUGUAUUAGAGAUAAUGGAUGAAAUUAUCUGCUCGGAUGCUUCAUUUGAGCUGAAGGAAUUUUCCAUCGCCAUUUUUUAAUCCCGGAUGUAAGCACGGACACCCUUUCUGUCCUGUUUUGUGCUUUCUGUAAGCCCCUUCUUUGAAUCAGCAUGCAAAAGCUGAUGUGAAUGCAAGCUUAGUGGCUGUUGUAAAUAGAUUACCCACCAUUGAAUUCAAUGUGAAAUCUUUUGAGUAGACUCCGUCGCUGCAGUGCUGUAAGGAUGAGAAAUUUUGUAGAUCUGUAAUGGCAUUUGGAUAGUCACAGGCUUACGGUAGUUUCUCCCGUGCAGUGCAGGUAACAGGCCCAAAUAUGAACUGCUGGCAGCGACACGUAGCAGGGUUCAAGGCAAGUAAAAUCAGUCCUUUUGAGUUCCUGUUCCACACUAAUAGAUGACUUGGCCCAGGUUUAAAAUAAUAUGGUCCAUAGUGUCCAGUCGACAUUGGCUCAGGAGUUAAGAGCAAAGGUUGUUAAAUCCCGCCCUGGGUGUAUCAAAGUGUCCCUGAGCAAGACACCUAACCCCCAAUUGCUCCUAACGAGCUGUUUGGUGCCAAUCACUGUUGGUGUGUGAGUGUGUGUGUAUGGGUGAAUGAGAAGCAUCAGUUGUUUGGCGCUUUGGAUAAAGGCACUAUAUAAAUGUACCAUUUACCUGAAUGAGAAAUAACUUAUUGCUUUAGGCUAGGUUUGAAAUAAAGUGCUACAGAACUGGUUAUUUCCGCAUACAAACACAGUGCUUCACACAUUCAGCUCUUGUUUUAUAGAACAUCAGUACCAUUUAGCCAAAAUGAAAAUCAAGCUGUGGUUUGGGAUGAAACAUGCUGCAGUCAUAAUAAAGGAGGCUUUUCCUUCUUAUCUACACUCAACAAAUUGACACAAUUGUUUGUGACCAAAUUAUGAUUAAGAUCAUACAACGCCAAAGGUCUUUUACAAACACCAGCCCUUAUACAACAGUAGUAUUUUGAAUAGGAUGUUUAGUUUCAUAUAGUGAAGUGCUCAGUUGUAUUUGUAUAAUUACUGAAUAUCACGAUAGGACAGACAUAGUAAAACAUUCAAAAAUAUAUGGAUUGCUUUUCCCAGUAAUAGCACAAUUGAUUAGAAUGCUUAGCUGUUCCAUACAGCUCGGAUUAAUUUUCUUCCUGACAUUGAAAAAGGUUAAAGCUGUAUGUCAUGGAUAAUCAAAAUGAAUGAUCUGAUAUGACAUUAGAUCAUGGAAAAUCUCUCUCUCUCUCUCUCUCUCUCUCUCUCUCUGUAAUCUAGCUCAACAAGACCACUUACUCCUGUUGAACUUUAUUAUAGGCUAAAUAAUCUUUUCUGAUAUGUGCAUGUGUUACCAGAGGGAGAAUCUUUCAGUAGUGCUAAACAAAACUGGGGUUUAAAGCUUAGACCAUUCUGUGUUAAUAAGUUUCUCCUCAAACUCAGUUCUAACUCAACAUGAGACACAUUUGUAAACCAGCUUUGUAUUUCGUGAAAAUACAUACAAAGUUCAUAGAAUUACACAAAAUCAUUAUUUAAACACUUUUUCACCAAAAGGUCCACAACACGGCAUGGUAAAAUAAAAGAAUGAUAUUUUAUGUGAAUUAAAUGCUAUACAGUUUAUAUUUAGUGUAUUCAAACCAGUACAACUGUUCAUUAAAGCUGCUUAAAGAGGGCUAGCAUGUUUCCGCUUCAGUAUGCAAACACGUUACCCAAUUUCUAUUAAAAACUGCAUAGUGGACUAAUUAUGUAUCAAAUGUAAAUUGAAUAAAGUUAUCUAAUAUUUUCAA